AUGCAUAGGCUGGAAGAUGGGCGCACCCUGUCUGACUACAACAUCCAGAAAGAGUCCACCCUCCACCUGGUCUUGUGUCUGAGAGGUGGUAUGCAGAUCUUUGUGAAGACCCUGACGGGCAAGACCAUCAUCCUGGAGGUGGAGCCCAGUGACACUAUUGAGAAUGUAAAGGCCAAAAAUGAGGACAAGGGGGGAGAUUACCAGCCCAUUGUGCCAGGACUUGGCACAGAGAAAGCCUUAAGAGACAGGGAUGAGGAGGAGGAGGAGGAAGACGGCAGAAGACGGCUGAAAGCUACUGCCAUCCUGUAUUCGGAUCUGCCUGGGGGUGGGACUGAGGGAGGAGGGAAUAUGGGCAGAAGCCAGAGCUUCCCUGUACCCCUCACCUGCCUCUGGGUGUCAUUGCCCUCUACCCAUGGACACAAGCCUUUCCCUCUGACUCUGGCCAAACUGGAUGACCAGGGUGGCCCCCCAAAGGGACACCUGGAUGUGCCUCAGGCAACUGUUCUCUGUGAUGCUACCACUCUCACUGAACUCUGUAAUGAUGUGCCUGAGGUGGAGAUCAUUACCCUCCUUGGGGAGCAGCUGCCCCAUUACAAACUUCGAGCUGACUCUGUCUUUGGCUAUGAACAUCAUGACUGGAUUCAGACUCCGAUGGUACCCCCUGAUGUCCCCAAACACCUGACACCCACUCAGAUCCAGGAAACACUGCAAUAUUUCUUGCUCUGCUCCGAGAGAGUCAGCCAAGUUACCAAGACCUAUCAUGAUAUUGAUGCCGUGACCAGCCUACUGGAAGAGAAAGAACGGGACUUGGAGCUGGCAGCCCGGAUCGGCCAAUCUCUGCUGAAACAGAAUUGCUCCUUGUCUAAGCAGAAUGAAUUACUGGAGGAACAGCUGGAGUUAGCCAGGGAGGAGAUUGCUCAGCUUCGGCAUGAAGUUGCUAUGCGUGACAAUCUCCUCCACCUCUAUACGGACACUGUUGAGGAAAGCGAGCCAUCCAGCGCCGCCCCCACACCACUUCGCCAUUGUGAUUCCUCAGUUUCUCUUCAGCACUGUAUCCAGUUGGACACCCUGCAGCAGAAGCUGAAGGGCUUGGAGGAAGAGAAUCAGCAGCUCAGGCUGGAGGCCACCAGCAUCGUCACGGAGACCUGCCAGUAUGAGGACCAGGAGCAGCAGCUGAUGCUGGAUUGUGUGGAGCAGUUCUCGGAGGUGAGCCAGCAGGUAGCUCUGUUGACAGAGGAACUGGCCCGAAAGACAGAGGACCAGGCCCGUCAGCAGGAGGAGAUCAGUACGCUCCUGUCCCAGAUUGUGGGGCUUCAGCAACGGUGCCGGGCGUAUGGGACAGAGAUGGAAGAGCUGCAACAACACUUGGCAUCAGCCAAAGAGGUCCAGAGGAAACUUCGGACAGAGGUGCAAGACCUACAAGAGAAAUAUGCUGAGUGUGAUGGGUUGCUGAAUGAAGCCCAGGAAGAACUUAAAAAACUCCGUCUCCAAAGCCUGCCCAGUGGUACCAUCAGCCACUACAACAGUGUGUAUAGCCUGCCCCUGGAUUCCCUGGCUGCAGAGAUUAAAGGGACAAUGAGAAAGGGAAGUGAGAGUCCCUCAUCUUCUGAUUACAGGAACCUGCGCCGUGUGUUUGAGACGGUGAAGGCUGUGAACCAGGGCAACAGGUCCCGGUCGGGCAGUGGCUCUCUCCAUGCCCUCCCCGGGUCGCCCCCACCCUCUCUGGCUGGCAGUCCAUCUGGCACGCCCCCUACAAACCGCCACCGCCCGAUCCGUUCCCAUGAUGGUCUCCUGUUGGAGGAGGCCUCUGGGGAGGAAGAAGAGAAGAAGGCGGGUUGCCCGGGCACCCCUGGGAGCCGGGACCUGGCUUUGGCUCUGCAGCGGCUGGCAGCUUGGCAGGAGGCCCAGGAGGCAGAGCCAGGCCUGGAGAAGCUGGGUCGGGAUGCUGAGAGUUCUAGUGGGGUCCUGACUCCCAGUGAGAGCCUUCUGUCGGUCAGCUCGGACCCCCCUGGGGGCUCUAUCUUCUCCAUGGGCUCCCUCGCCUACCUGCCUGACAAACUGCAGAUUGUCAAGCCCCUGGAAGGCUCGGUGACUCUGCACCACUGGCAGCAGCUGGCUCAGCCCCACCUGGCAGGGAUCCUGGAUCCUAGACCUGGUGUGCUCACCAAGGAUUUCCGUCAACUGGAGGUGGAUGUGGAGAAGGUAUAUAGUCUUCAGGAUCCUGAAGAAGAUGAGGAGGAAGAGGAGAAGGUGGCGGCAUCCAAGGCACCGUUGACCAAGGACAAGGACCAUCCCCUAUCCUUUGCUAUUCUGCCACCCCCUGCUGCAGUCCCGCAGAGGGCAUAAGCCCCUUCCAUCCACGGCCUCCCCAGGCCCUGCUUUCUCUUCUGAAGGAACAGGGCAUCUCUGCCAUCACUGAGCCCACAUUGCUUCCAACCUUGGUUCCAAGCUGGAGAGGCUGGCCUCUGGGAAGCUUUGGUCUUGCCAGAGAACUGCAUCACGAUGGGUGGGGGGCCUCAAGAUGGGGUGGGGGAUCAAGAUGGGGUGGGGGCUGGGUUGGUCAGGAGAGGACCAAUGGCUUCAGCAUCAAUUUGGUACAGAAGCUUCGGCAGCUGGGGUUGGACUGUGUGGUAGCCAGAGGGGCUUCAAAGGGUUGGCAAGUUGGGGCUCGAGAGCCCCCUGAUCCUGGCCCAGCUCCCAGACAGGGGACAGGUUGACUGGUGCUGAGGGUAGAAAGGACCCCUGAGUGUGUUUUUUCUGGGGAGGCAGGGUACGUCUCUUCCCUCACCCUUUGCCAUCACCCUCAUCCUAUUGCUGAGAGGCAGCUGAAGUUGAGUUGGGACCCCCUUCCUUCCUCUCCCUAACCAUUCCUAGACCCCCCACACAUACACCCUGAGUUCCACCUCACAUCUCCACUUACCACAUGCACUUUCUAGGACCUGGCACUUAGUUUCCCUGAACCCCUUUACUCCUUCCCCCUACCAGCUUAGUCUUGGUUGUAAAUAGAGGAUAAUAUAUUACUGUGGUGAGGAGUUCUCUGUCCUGAGUCUUCUUACCUGUGAAUAAUGUAAGAUAGUAAGAGCCUGAGCUCAUGUCCCUGGAUUCCCUACCUACUACCCUAUUUUUUUUUUUUUUGUGAGGCAAUUGGGGUUAAGUGACUUGCCCAGGGUCACACAGCUAGUAAAUGUCAAGUGUCUGAGGCCGGAUUUGAACUCAGGUACUCCUGACUCCAGGGCUAGUGCUCUAUCCACUGUGCCACCUAGCUGCCCCCACCCUAUUUUUUUUUAAAGCUUUCUGCUCUAAAAGCUGCCACUUUUUACAUGUGCACUGUUGGGGAGAGGUAGCUAAGACCCCUGCCCCUUAUAAUCACCAUAUGGAUGCUCAAGAAAUUCAUCUGAGUUUUCCCUCCUCUGUGGAGGUGACUCAGGGUCAUGCAAUAAACGAUAUGAUCUCGGUGA
Molecule: messenger RNA, 3458 nt
Organism: Dromiciops gliroides (monito del monte)
Lineage: Eukaryota; Metazoa; Chordata; Mammalia; Microbiotheria; Microbiotheriidae
Gene: HAP1
Product: huntingtin associated protein 1
Exons: 18
Coding region: 1-2346 (781 amino acids)
Biological process (GO): neurotrophin TRK receptor signaling pathway; neurogenesis; anterograde axonal transport of mitochondrion
Cellular component (GO): dendrite
Molecular function (GO): signaling receptor binding
Source: RefSeq, a predicted model, not a curated record